GCCCCGCCUCCUGGUGCCAGACAGGGAGGGGCCUGAGGAAUCCCGCCGGCCGCAGCCGGGCUCGUCUUGUGCACAAGACCUGCCUGCGGGGGCCUGUUGCCGGGGCGGCGUUCAAGGCUCCCGCGGCCCCGCCACCUCGGAAGGUGGGGCUGGCUGACUCGCGAAAGGGCGCCGCCUUGCUUGGGGCAGGAAGCAGCUCCUCUGGGACUAGAGAGGCGGCGGCGGCGGCAGCCUGCUUGAGGAGGACCGAAUGUUGGCUUCCCUGCCUUUCUGAGGCUGUGAGGUUUUCAGUAACGCCAUGAUUUCAUCCAAUGAAUAUGGUCCCAAUUCCUGGGAGCUCCUUGUUACUAUUGAUCAUCAGUAUGAAGGAGAGCAGAAGGAGUGUACACUUCGUGUCUCAGGGGAUCUCCACGUUGGCGGAGUGAUGCUCAAGCUGGUGGAACAGAUCAAGGUAACUCGGGACUGGUCUGACUAUGCCCUUUGGUGGGAGCAAAGGCAGUGCUGGCUUCUGAAAACCCAUUGGACGCUGGAUAAAUAUGGGGUGCAGGCAGAUGCCAGGCUCCUGUUCACUCUUCAGCACAAAAUGCUACGUGUUCGCUUGCCGAGCAUGAAAACAGUGAGGCUGAAUGUCAGCUUCUCUUCAGUGGUCUUCAAGGUCGUUGUCAACAUCUGUAAGACCCUUGGUAUUAGACGAGCGGAAGAACUUUCCCUGCUGAGGCAAUCAGAAGACACAAAAAAGAAAAGGAAGAAAGACAAGAACAAAGAACCAGUUAUAGAAGAUAUUUUAAAUUUGCCCCAGUCCCCAGGGAGUUUAGGAUUACCAGCAAGUCCUGGCUUAUACAGCAAAACCAUGAGUCCCAUUUACAGUCCAACCAGUGGUACGCCUGACUCUUCGACACUUGCAUGGUUCGGGGACAGCCUGCUAGCCAAACAGAACUGGAACAACCUUGCUUCCAACCAACCCAUCUGUACACCAGAAACACUUGUGGAAAUGUACCAGCCCCGAACUUUAGUUGACAAAGCCAAGCUCAGCGCUGGGUGGCUAGAUUCAUCUCGAUCGCUUAUGGAACAAGGGAUCCAGGAGGAAGAUCAGCUGUUGCUACGCUUUAAAUAUUACACAUUCUUCGAUUUGAACGCAAAAUAUGAUGCGAUUCGGAUCAACCAGCUGUACGAACAGGCCCGAUGGGCUAUCCUGCUGGAAGAAAUUGACUGCACAGAGGAAGAGACCUUCAUCUUUGCUGCAUUGCAAUAUCACAUCUGCAAGCUGUCAUUAUCAGGGUCACAAGAUUUCACAACUGAAGCUGAAACCGAUGAAGUGGAGGCAGCUCUUUUGAAUCUGGAAGUAGCUCUAGAAGGUGGAAAAAUGGAGAGUAUUUUGGAGGACAUCACAGACAUACCAAGACUUGCAGAUAACCUCAAGUUAUUUAGAUCCAAAAAGUUAAUGCUGAAAGCCUUCAAGGAAUAUUGGUUUGUCUUCAAGGACACGUCAGUAUCUUAUUUUAAAAAUAAACAAGCUGAACAUGGAGAACCAAUUGAGAAACUGAACCUAAGAGGGUGUGAAAUUGUGCCAGAUGUAAGUGUAUCAGGGAAGAAAUAUGGAAUUAAGUUGCUCAUUCCUGUUGCUGAUGGAAUGAAUGAAGUACACUUGAGAUGUGAUAACGAGAAUCAGUAUGCCAGGUGGAUGGCUGCUUGCACCUUGGCUUCCAAAGGGAAGACCAUGGCCGAUAGCUCGUACCGUCUUGAAGUCCAUAACAUCCUGUCAUUCUUGAAAAUGAAAACCAGGGCCACUGCUCCCCAGGCUGUUUCCGACCCAGAAAGCAUGGAUAUGAAACCAGAGUGCUUUGUCUCGCCACGAUACGCAAAGAAAUACAAGUCCAAACAGCUAACAGCUCGCAUUCUAGAAGCCCACCAAAACAUUUCCCACUUGUCUCUGAUGGAAACCAAACUUCGGUUCAUCCAGGUGUGGCAGUCGCUUCCUGAGUUUGGAUUGGCAUACUACAUUGUAAGAUUUAAAGGAAGCAAGAAAGAUGAUCUCCUGGGAAUCUCUUAUAACAGACUGAUAAGGAUCGAUACAGCCACUGGGGAUCCAAUUACAACAUGGAGAUUCUCAAACAUGAAACAAUGGAAUGUGAACUGGGAGAUACGACAGGUGGCUAUUGAAUUUGAUCAGAACGUGUCUAUUGCUUUCACAUGCCUGAGCACUGACUGCAAGGUAGUCCAUGAAUACAUCGGAGGCUAUAUUUUCCUGUCCACCCGUGCCAAAGACCAGAACGAAACGUUGGAUGAAGACUUGUUCCAUAAAUUAACUGGAGGAUGGGAGUGAGGUGAUGCCACACCUGGAUUAUCUCAGCUCAAGAAAACUGCAAAACGAUACUCAUCUCUUCUGAACAGGAGCAGGGCGUUAGGCUGUUCUGGUCUUAAAUCUCUUUCACCCCAUCCAUCUAACUUAUCUCAGGGGUUAACCAAGUUAAAUUUAAAUACUUGAAGCUUGUUUCACUCUAACAAAAUAGUAUGGAGAGGGAAUACACAGUUCUGUUCCUCUGCCAUUUUUAUUGCUCAGUCAUCCUGUUGAAAACAGUUAAGACCCUGCUCCUUUGCAUGCAAAGGAUACCAGUUGCUCUUCCCAUCCUCACUUCCUAUUUCUAUGUGGUCUGCUCUGCACAUAAGAGUGCCUUGCCACUGACCUCUUUUAUUUCCCCCCCCCCUGCAUUUGCAGGAUAUGCUUGACAUGCUUAGGCUGGAGUCAGAUGACAGGCUUAGAGUGUUUUGGCCACGUCUCUAAUUUAAUCCUUAUUUUUUGUGCUACAGACUUUUGUCUAAACAUCUACCCUUAAUCUGUUGUUCCACAUGCCAUGGUUGACUGUUCAAAUUAUUGCUGCACAGUAACCAUGAAGCAGUCAGACAGGCAGCAUCCUUUUGUUUCUUUUGCUUUUCACACAUGCACAUAAGUGCGUAGCCAAAGCACUGGCUUCUUUUUGUCAGCUCUGCAAUCCCUCUGCCAAGUACUGUGAUCAUUAGUUCCUACACUACUAUAUUUCUCCACCAGAAAUCUUUCCCACCUGAACUUAUUCCCUUCCCCACUCGUUUCAUAGGGAAGUUUUCCCUUUUCCUCUCUCCAUAGAGCUUUCCUGCCAGAUCAAUAUUAUGACUUGGAGUAAAGUUCUGGGGGCAGUGUCCUGGCCACCGAUAUUGGAGCCUAAAUAUCAACUAUUUCCAGUGCCAUCCCACCCCAAGAAAUGGCACAAAGGGUCGUUUUUCUUGAAGUUGUUACUCUAAAACAACUCCCUUGGAGGCUCCCAAUUCUGGCGGAAUAUUUGGGCACUGAAAUGAGCAAGUGGUGAUUGACAACCCUGCCACAAAGAUCCGAUAACGCACACAUUGCUAACUGAAUUUUUUUAAAGGAGCAAAAAUGGAAGAUUCAGAUUUCCCGAACAGCUUGAGAUUGCAGCUGAGAGUUCAGACAUCCAGAAAUGCAGGGUGAAACCAGCUGCAGUCAUAAAGACCAGGCUGAGUGCUGUUGCCGAGAAAGUCACAAUCAGAGUGGGGUGGGAACAAUGACUGGGGAACAGGAUACUGAUGAUGCUGUUUGAACAUGAAGUUUAAAUCCAAAGGGAACAGCAAUGACAUCAGAUCAAAGAGCUCAUCUGAUCACAGCCUUAGGAUACCAAAAGGAUUGUGCCCUUGCUGGUUUCCCCCCACCCCCUUCAAAUUAAUGCUACGAGCAAAGCACAAGUGGUGUGGGGGGAUUUUUUUCUCUUGCCGUGUGUGGUUUAAAAUGGUUUUUCUAUGAGCAGAAUACAUCUGCACAUGGAAGGUCUGCAAUCCAUAAACAAAAGGCAUCUUCUGCCUGCAGGAGCUUGGUAGAGUUGCCUGCUCUGGGUUGGGAAAUACUUGGAUAUUUUGGGGGUAGAGUCUGGAGAGGACAGUGUUUGGGGAGGGGAGGGACCUCAGGAGGAUAUAAUGCCACAGAGCCCAACCUCCAAAGCACCCAUUUUAUCCAGGGGAAUUGAUGCGGGAUUUUUAAGAGUCUACUCUUGUCAAUUUUAAUUAUCUACAGGGAAGAAAGGUGCUAAUGCAGCAGGAACAAAAUGCUGUGUUUAUGUGUUAUGAAUAAAGUUAUAUAUGUUUUUAUAGGAAGAGGCAUAUUUUUAAUUCUUGCAAUAAUAUUCAAAUCUACAACUACAAUGUUUAUUUUUGUUACUGUUACUUGUUUUGUCAAAGGUGGACUUUUUUCUUUUGUCUCCAUCCAUUUUUUUUUAAAGUUUAUGAAAUGUUUUAAACUGUUUUUCACAUUUUCAUAACCAUUUAGAAUUCAAAUGGUAAAAUAUUUGCUUUUGGGAGCUGUGUUCCUACAGGUUGCAAUGUAGUUCUUAUUUGGGGUAGAACUGACAGCCUUUGAUUGUGGUUUUAAUUUUGUACUGCUUGAUACCACCUAAGAGAGGGCAGGAAGCAACCAGAGCCACCAGGCAUCUGAGAAUCUUCUUUCCAAGGAACAUUUUUAAUCGAAUUCUGAAUUGUAUUGCAUUUUAUUACUGUAAGCUGUUUGGUAAUCAAUUAUUGGAUGAAAGGGGUUAUAAAUAAAAGUCUUUAAAAUAAUUCUAAAA
Heteronotia binoei (common prickly gecko) is the source of this 4604-nucleotide messenger RNA. It is a transcript of the gene FERMT1, whose product is annotated as FERM domain containing kindlin 1. The record is from RefSeq and is a predicted model, not a curated record. Gene Ontology annotation, biological process: cell-matrix adhesion; integrin-mediated signaling pathway. Gene Ontology annotation, cellular component: focal adhesion. Bases 299 to 2323 code for a protein of 674 amino acids. Gene Ontology annotation, molecular function: integrin binding. The transcript has 15 exons. Lineage: Eukaryota; Metazoa; Chordata; Lepidosauria; Squamata; Gekkonidae.